GCGCAGAAAGGAGUACGCCAAGCAGUCGAGUGCUUUAGCAGACUUAUGCAUCAAAUUCGAUCAGUCCCACUGUCAGAAUGAAUGUUGUCAAAAUUGGAGUCUUUCGCAAAAAUAGCAAAAUUUUCAUGAGUGGCGACUUUUACGAAGCCGGCUUCGUAGAUACAAGUUUCGAGUGAUAGUAUUUGACACAACUGUGUCGACAGAAUAUGUUACGGACGGAGGUCAUUCUGCCCGUCAGAUACCAGUCUUCGAAAAGCGCACGAACCAUGAAGAAAUUGAACUACCUUAUAGCGGUUUUACUAGGGCUAUGCCUGCUGGGCCUGGCAGCUGGAGAGCCAUCAACAAUUGAUGAAAAUUUCAGCGAUACGGAAUCUUCAUCAGUAGUAACUGUACCACUCUCUUUAAUUGAGGAGAUAGAUUCGUGGUCUUCAUCUUACAUAGAACCUAUCGUAGCCAACGAAAACAUUUCAUUAUUUUCGGAGGUCGAGCAGGAUUACAUGAACCUACACUUCUCGGUUAGGCCCAUCUCUGGCCUUGAUCUAAAGGCAUUGCAGGAUAAAGUUCUACUGCAGAUUGGUGAGUUACUUGGCAGUGACCAGUUUUUCUCGACAGCCGCAGUGAUCGCUUGUACGCAAGAAGAUCUGGUGAUGUAUUUGCAGCUGCGUUACACUAUUACUCUUGACUAUGAACAUCAGAAAAAGGUUAUCAAAACAAUGUACAAUGCGGUUGAGAUAGACGGCUACCUCGGUCAAGUGAACGUCUUCCACCUGUACGUACAGAACACCCGAGGGUCGUAUGUUCGCGUUGAUGAUAUGUGUGACUUUGACGGGUGUCCUAAAGGACUAACAUGUACGUCGGCUUAUCUGCAGUGUGUUUGGAAUUGUUCGUUAAACCCCGGAUACUGUCCGAAAAAGUCCGAGUGUGUUGAUAGGGAAACUAAUGGCUUCUAUUGCAGAUGUGAUCACGAUACGAUAAGUAAUAGAUGCGACAAUGGGACUGAUUCUAAUUCUUCAACAAGGCUCGGUUCUCCGUGGACGAAUAUAGGCAUCAUUACUGGCAGUAUAUUGCUAUGUUUUGCCGUUGUAUUUAUUACAGCAAAAGUGUUGCACGUUUAUUACAAGAAACAAGCCGCGAUAUGCCGUAAUCAUCACCAAGACGCAAGUGAUUUUGAGAAUGGUAGUACAACAACUGCAGGGGUUAAUGACACCACAGACAUGGCAGAACAAGCUGAAUGCCAAUUCCUUUUACCAAUGGAGUCGGACUUAACAGCACUGCUUCCAAACGGGAACUCUAAGCCAAAUGUUAAUGGAGACAGUAGACCAAAUGCCUUUCUUCUUGUAGACAACCACGGACAUUUCUGACACAGUGGUCCAGCUAUGGACGAAUUCUGAUUGUUGCCAACCCUCAAAAUAUACAGAAAGAAUACCGAUUUUAUCACUAUAAUUUAGACAUGGUAUAUAUAGGCCUAUGCAUGAUGAAAUCAUGUGACACCGAGCUUGCACCAUAAAUGGACUGAUGGUGCCAUGGCCAUGUGCAAUUUAAUCCUAUGUAAAAUGCAUGGUUAAAAUUGUAACCAUGGUUGCCCAUCCAUAUUGUGAAGAAGCAUCGUGCACACAGCACAGACGUGCGACAAACCUACCUUUCCGCUAAGCCUCACCUCUUGGGAUAGGUAUUGCUGCUAAGGUCCUGCAACACAAUAGCGCAAACGUAUGUAAUUACGUGCGUUUGUGGGACAUGUGUGUUUGUAUGAUGUAACUCCUGACCUAGUUCUGAUUGGUCAGUUAUUAAGUCUGAAUGACACUCGGGAAAGUGCCAUUUGGGACACGGGUGCAACUGCAAUUGACAGACAGAUCAACACCCAUCCACACUGCGAAGAUGAUUUUUUUACAUAUAGAAGGCCCAGUUUCUGAUACCAUAUAUGAAAAAAAAUUGGUAACGCACCUGGUAAUACAUGUUAUACAGACCAUAGCGAGUACCGUACUAUGUAAAAUUCACGUUGUACAUUUGUAUAUAAAAUUAUUAUUAUUAUGCAAAUUAAAAUUUCAUUCCAAUGCGAACGAUAUGUACACUAUAAACAACAGCCUAAUACUAAUUAUGUAGGCCUAAAAAAAUUAUGAAAUGAUUUUAGAUAUCAAAGGAUUGAAUAUGCAGAACUAUUAAAUGACUUCUUCAUAAGUGAAUGAAGUAAUAAAGGUUAAGUAAAGAAAGAUAAAAGCAUAUUCACCAAUAGACCGACCCAUUAUCAUUUCUUAUAUUCUGUUACAUAGACCUUUAAAUUGGCUUGUAGCCCAUAAUCCUUUCUGCUAAGCCCCAUGCCCUUUGGAUAUUAUUGCUACCAAUCAUGGGCAGUGCAGACUGAGUGUGGGUGGCGGAUGCAGGCAAAAUCAGCUUGCUGGGCCUGCAGGCUUCAUUUUCUUUCACUUUGUUUGAAACCUGUUAGUAUAUAGACCACGGCAGCCAUGGGCACCGAACAUCAAAUUUCAAAUAAAGAAAUACUAUGCUUUCAAAUUAAAUUACAUUUAAUAUAGUAUUGUCAUUAUAUUUUGAGCUUUACUGAUGUUUAUACAAAAUUUCAAUAGUGCAAACGAUGUGUACUUUGCUGUAUUUAUUUCAUCAACCACUACUGGCAUAUAAAAAUGAACAAGUUAA
Anneissia japonica is the source of this 2649-nucleotide messenger RNA. RefSeq lists its product as uncharacterized. The record is from RefSeq and is a predicted model, not a curated record. The transcript has 9 exons. NCBI's taxonomy places the organism in Eukaryota, Metazoa, Echinodermata, Crinoidea, Comatulida, Comatulidae. The coding region runs from base 207 to 1361 and encodes 384 amino acids.